ACAACUGAAAAUAACAGAGGAGCUGAAAAAUGCUCUGCACAUCUCCUUCUUCUCUUCUUCACCAUUUUCCCAAUAUCAAACCCUGACUGCUCCUUCUCCCUCCUUUUCCAUCCAAUCAACAAGAAAACCCCAAUUCAGUUUUCAAUAGACCAAAGCAUUAUCAAAAUCUUUGUGGGUUUCUUCUCAUAGGGAAUCAAGAGCACAAGAAACGAUCCAGAUCUGCAAAAGAACAAGAGUUGGGGGUGUUUGAUGAGCUUUAAUCAAUUGUCGGCAUUGGGUGAAUGAGAUGAAAGAGGAAGUUGAGAUUUUGGAGGAAAGACAAGAAUGACAAGUGGGUCAUUGGGUCUAAGAUCAUCGAGCUAUGGUUCUUUAUUGCAGCAUCAACAACAGUUUCAAAAUGGAGGAGUGUUCUUAUUACAGCAAAAACCCAAUCAGUCAACACCACCAAUUGCUUCUAGAAAAACUUCAAAGAUGUUUGUUAAUAAAGAGAAGGAGAAUAUGCUUAUGUGGAUCUUCAAAUUUGCACACCGAAAGAAGGUUGGAAUGCUGUUCUUGUGUCUUGUUUCCAUAGCAGCUAUGUUAUGGGUACUCUAUGUUGGCAAAGGCGAAGUUACACAAGAAGUUCAUCCUAUCCAAACCUUAGAAUUCAAGAACAAUUCCAUCAGAAGUUUUUCACCAAUGAGUGUUGAUAUAGAAAACGUUAAAGCGAAUGAUUCUUCCUUGAUGAAUCAUGAAACUAGGAUUACUUUGGAUGACGACAAAAGAAUCACAGCUGCACCGCCACCACCACCACCGCCACAGCCACCACCAUCACCACCUGCUUAUUUCACCGGAUAUACUCUUCCUCCUGACCAUUUUUGUGAAACCUUCAAAAUGCCGCCUCCACCAGCAGACAAGAAAAGAACUGGCCCACGCCCAUGUCCGGUGUGUUACCUUCCUGUGGAAGAAGCCAUUGCGUUAAUGCCAAAAGCCCCAUCGUUUUCUCCAGUCCUCCAAAAUCUGACUUACAUUCAUGAAGAAAAUCUAACAAAAAGUGAGUUUGGAGGCUCAGAAUUUGGUGGGUAUCCUUCUCUGAAGCAAAGACUUGAAUCUUACGACAUAAAAGAGUCAAUGACAGUGCAUUGCGGAUUUGUCAGAGGAGAUAAACCCGGACGCAAUACAGGAUUUGACAUUGAUGAUUCGGAUCUUUUUGAGAUGGAUGAGUGUCGGGGAGUGGUGGUUGCGUCGGCCAUAUUUGGUGCUUAUGAUUUGAUUCAACAGCCCAAGAACAUCAGUGAAACCGCAAAGAAAAAUGUUUGCUUUUUCAUGUUUGUCGAUGAAGAAACAGCAAGCUUUUUGAGAAAUUCAAGUGAUCUUGACGAUAGCAAGAGGAUAGGACUAUGGCGAAUUGUUGUUGUCCACAACCUACCUUAUACUGAUCCAAGACGCAAUGGAAAGGUUCCGAAACUUCUACUACACAGGCUUUUCCCAAAUGUUCACUAUUCUCUAUGGGUGGAUGGGAAACUUGAGCUUGUUGUGGAUCCUUAUCAAAUUCUUGAAAGGUAUUUGUGGAGGAAGAAUGCUAGUUUUGCGAUAUCUAGGCAUUACAAGCGGUUUGACGUGUUUGUAGAAGCUGAAGCUAAUAAAGCAGCUUCAAAGUAUGACAAUGCCUCCAUCGACUUCCAGAUCAACUUUUAUAAAAUGGAGGGCUUAACCCCAUAUUCAGAGGCGAAGCUUCCUAUUAGAAGUGAUGUUCCCGAAGGAUGUGUGGUGAUACGAGAGCAUAUUCCCAUCUCGAACCUUUUUACUUGUCUUUGGUUCAAUGAAGUUGAUCGGUUUACUUCAAGAGAUCAGAUUAGUUUCUCAACGGUUAGGGACAAGAUCAUGUCUAAAACGAACUGGACCCUUCAUAUGUUCUGGGAUUGUCAAAGGCGAAACUUUGUAGUUCAGGGAUACCACAGAGAUAUUCUGGAGCACUGGCCACCACCACCACUGCUGCCACCUCCUCCUCCUGGUGCAGUUGCUGUUUUUAUGCCACCACCCUCCACCCCGAUUGAUGUAACACGAAACAUUUCAGCCUUGGAAACAUCCACGGAACUUAGUGUAAGUAAUAUCACAAAGAUCACGUCAGCAAGACGACGGAGAGACAGAAGAUUCAGUUCAAAGCGGCACCGGAAAAUUGGUAGCCAAAACUAGAAAGAUUUGUAUGUCGUAAAGAAGUCGGUUAUUUCCUUCCCUGGUUAGAGAAACCAUUUUCGGGCUAGGAAAAUCGCUAAGGUAUCGAAUUUUCGUCAUUAUAUAAUUUUAUUGGUUUACCAUUUUUUGUUGUAUAUAUAAUAUAUAUA
Molecule: messenger RNA, 2324 nt
Organism: Cynara cardunculus var. scolymus (artichoke)
Lineage: Eukaryota; Viridiplantae; Streptophyta; Magnoliopsida; Asterales; Asteraceae
Exons: 10
Coding region: 325-2175 (616 amino acids)
Source: RefSeq, a predicted model, not a curated record